UUCGACGAAGCGUUCCGAAGCUCAAACUGCAUUUUCCAGCAGCUAUCCAAACAGGUUCCUCGUUGACAGAUAUAGCAACUCCGACUCUCGAGUGUGUCUGGUCGGAACAGAGAAUGCGAUUCGUCACAUCAGAAUUCCUUCAUUUUUUCUCUUUUACUUUCUUCACUGUCAUUACCUCUUCACUUUCACAAUCCAACCAGUUUUGUGAUGCUGGAACUGGAUUUCCAUCGUCCAAGUUGUUGAUCAAAGGAGGCACGGUUGUGAACGCUCAUCACCAACAGCUUGCUGAUGUUUACGUGGAAGAUGGUAUCAUCGUUGCAGUUAAUCCUAACAUCAAGGUUGGAGAUGACGUCACUGUCAUAGAUGCCCUCGGCAAAUAUGUCAUGCCAGGGGGCAUUGAUCCUCACACCCAUCUAGAAUUCGAUGUUAAUUUUACUGUAACGGUUGACGACUUCUUCAGUGGUCAAGCUGCAGCAUUGGCUGGUGGGACAACAAUGCACAUCGACUUCGUAAUACCACUGAAUGGGAGUUUGACAGCUGGUUUUGAGGACUAUGAAAAGAAGGCAAAGAAGUCUUGCAUGGAUUAUGGUUUUCAUAUGGUUAUUACCAAAUGGGAUGAAACUGUUUCGAGAGAAAUGGAGCUCAUGGUCAAGGAGAAAGGUAUCAACUCUUUCAAGUUUUUCAUGGCAUACAAAGGAAUUCUUAUGAUCAAUGAUGAGCUUCUUCUGGAAGGAUUUAAAAAAUGCAAGUCUCUUGGUGCCUUGGCCAUGGUCCACGCGGAAAAUGGAGAUGCUGUGUAUGAAGGGCAAGAGAGAAUGAUAGAACUUGGAAUAACUGGUCCAGAAGGGCAUGCUCUUUCAAGGCCUGCAGUGGUGGAAGGAGAGGCAACUGGUCGUGCCAUUCGUUUAGCAGAUUUUGUGAACACUCCUCUAUAUGUGGUUCAUGUAAUGAGCAUUGAUGCAAUGGAAGAAAUUGCAAAAGCCAGGAAAUCAGGACAAAAGGUAAUCGGAGAACCUAUUGCCUCUGGGUUAGCCCUUGAUGAGUCUUGGCUUUGGCAUCCAGACUUUGAGAUUGCAGCAAAGUAUGUGAUGAGUCCCCCAAUUAGGAAAAGAGGACAUGAUAAGGCUCUUCAAGCUGCCCUUUCAACAGGAGUUUUGCAGCUGGUAGGAACUGAUCAUUGUGCCUUUAACUCCACUCAAAAAGCUCGUGGAAUUGAUGACUUCCGGAAAAUUCCUAAUGGUGUCAACGGUAUUGAAGAAAGAAUGCAUUUGGUAUGGGACAUCAUGGUGGAGUCUGGCCAAAUAACCCCCUCUGAUUAUGUCCGUUUAACAAGCACAGAAUGCGCUCGAAUCUUCAAUAUAUAUCCAAAGAAAGGAGCUAUUCUGCCAGGAUCUGAUGCAGAUAUUAUCAUCCUCAAUCCAAAUUCAACCUUUGAGAUAAGUGCAAAGUCCCACCACUCUAGACUGGACACAAAUGUGUACGAGGGAAGGACAGGAAAGGGAAAAAUUGAAGUGACUAUUGCAGGAGGAAGAGUUGUUUGGGAAAAUGAUGAACUAAAGGUGACUCCUGGUAGUGGGAGAUACAUCCAAAUGCCACCUUUUAGUUAUCUGUUUGAUGGACUGGACAACAAGGAUGCCAUUUAUCUGAAUUCCCUUCAAGCCCCAGUAAAGCGAGCCAAAGCCAGCACCUAAAAAAACAUCUGAGAUCCUUUUCUAGCCAAAUUCCAACAUUUUACCGUGUGAAAGACAAUGUUAAUUGUUGCUAAUCCUCUGUUGUUUAAUGUGGUACUUAAAUCUUAAGAUUCUCCCAAUGGAUUAGUAUUUAGCUUUCUGUGCAAAUAAAGAAAAAUAUGCAUGUUGUAA
Molecule: messenger RNA, 1862 nt
Organism: Vigna unguiculata (cowpea)
Lineage: Eukaryota; Viridiplantae; Streptophyta; Magnoliopsida; Fabales; Fabaceae
Gene: PYD2
Product: pyrimidine 2
Biological process (GO): pyrimidine nucleobase catabolic process
Cellular component (GO): cytosol; cytoplasm
Molecular function (GO): dihydropyrimidinase activity
Source: RefSeq, a predicted model, not a curated record